Molecule: messenger RNA, 4112 nt
Organism: Leucoraja erinaceus (little skate)
Lineage: Eukaryota; Metazoa; Chordata; Chondrichthyes; Rajiformes; Rajidae
Gene: inavab
Product: innate immunity activator b
Exons: 10
Coding region: 473-2428 (651 amino acids)
Biological process (GO): adherens junction maintenance; positive regulation of protein ubiquitination
Source: RefSeq, a predicted model, not a curated record
UGGAAUACGACGGCAUGCAUUAUUUUGUGAAUCAUCCACAAAGAUAUAUUGCACAAGGGUGCAGUAAUGUAUACAGCUCUCGAUGUUAGUCGAGUCUUUCUUGAACCCAAUCGCACUUCACAACACACACACACACAGAGGAGGGAGCUUUCAGUGAUCCUGUGAGAUGUCAUUCUUCUUGCGUUGAACAACUCAGCCCAGGAGACCCAAGUGCUGCUUGGAGGAUUGAUCAUUCAGUCAGCGAGUUGUGUUCUUGUGGAGCGGGGGAUUUUUAGGAGCACGCAGAGGGGCAGGUUUCCUGGCAAUUCUUCAAGCGGGGAUGCAUUUCCGACAAGUUGUGGAAUGUUAAUGAAGCGGUGACCUUGGGGCUGUUGUCCUUUCGACCGUGAGUGUGCACAAGUUUGCACGCAUAGCCACACUCACACAGGAUCCCAUCCCCCUCCCUCUGGGACAAGGUGCAUUCCAGAGACAGAUGUCCUCAGUCGUACAGCAGUUUGGGACACUGCGAAGGAACACUGCGCUUCCAAUGUCCCGGCUCAGUGAUGUGAAAGCUUCUUCUCCCCUCAACAAAACUUCGAUGUCAACCUUCAACGAAUAUCGUAAGUGUGUCAGGACUGAAGGAAGACCAGGAAAUAAUCCACUGGAGAUGGAGAGCAAAGAUGCAGUCAGUGAUUCUGAUAGUGGAGUCAUUCUUCAAUCAGGGUCAGAUAGUCCUCAAUCUAUGAUGAAAGAUCGUUAUUGUUCAUUCAUUUUACGUAAACAAAUGCUGGAGGAAACCCUUGAGGCUUGUUUGACUGAACUGAAAAAACUGUGUUUACGCGAAUCAGAGUUGACCGGAUAUUUGCCGAAGGAGUAUCCGUUAGCUGAAGACGAGGAGCCACCCAGUGUCCGCCGCCGUGUGGGGACAACCUUCCAGUUGGAUGAGCUGGCAAUCACUCCCACAGGAGAGGACACUGAACUGGACUGUCUGGAGCGAGACUUUACUUUACAGCUACAGUUUGUGGAGGCAGCCAAACGCCUUUCUCAAGAAGGAAAUCUGAGCAGGCCCAUCAGAAAUCAAAGAAAACGCGAGUAUAAAAAAGAACAAAAGAAACUAAAAGUAAUCAAAAAAGCCAUAAAUGAACUUAAUGUUAUAUCUGACGAGAGAAGAGAACAGACAAGUAAUGUGACUGAAGGACCGGGUGCUUCUGAUGACAGUUCUCUGGAAGAUGACACAAAACAGCGUCACAGUCAAUGUUCGUCCACAGAAUUCUUGGCAGCGACCCAUCAGUUACAGAGAAGUAACUCACCGCUGCUUCUUCAGCAGCCCCAUAGACGCACCCCACCACAAACUCUGGAAGGACUUGUCCUGGGCCGUUAUCAGUGCAAUGACUAUGACAAAUCACCCAUCAUGGACACUGCAUGGACGGAAUCUAAUCUGGACAAACCCUACGAGAGAAUCAAAAGGCGUUGCUCUUUAAAUAGCAAGUCAAGUAGCCCAGCAGUGACCCCAGUGGAGUCUGUACUGAAUGAUGUUUCACCCUUUCAGCACUUUGAAAUGAGGAGCAGUCACUGCCAGAAUCAAAACUCAUCAAGUGCGCCCUCAACACCAGAAAUGAGGGGGCGUGUUCAACAUCAAACAGGCAGAUAUUUGGAUGCGAGCCCAUUUGCAGCAACCGAUCAAAGAAGUCGCACCUUGAAUCCUCAGAGAAGAACGCCAAAUGAUACUGUUAUUGUGUCAAAUAAUCGUGGAAAUAAGGCCAAUGAGAAUUUACACAUGAGGCCAUAUUAUCUGAGCGGAUAUGCCGGCUCUGAGUUUAGUAGCUCUGGUUCCUCAACUUUACCAUAUAUUCAGUCACCUCUUACAUAUAAAGCUGCAGAACCCAGAUACUGGCAAAUGUGCAACUUGCCUGCAAACAUGGAUGCAUCUGUCCUACCAGGUAAUGGAUUUUACCAGUGUAAUCCAAGCCAGCCUUUCCCACGUUAUAGAGCCAUUGAGCACAGAGAGGGGAAUGCAACAGGUCAUAUGUGGGAGAGUGACCCAAAUCGCCAAUAUAAUGCAGUGCAUUACUUCAACCCUCCACUCUACCGAGACUGCCAUUACAGCGAUGAGAAAAACUCACUGCCAUUGCAGCGAAUUACUACGUCUCUCUGCAGGAUCGUGCGGACUCCGUCACUAAAAGAGUACCCCAACAGAACCUUGCACAGGGAUGUUGUGUCGGACGAGCUUCAGUCAUGGCAUGAGAGGGCCAGACAGAGAAAUGGCCAUCCCCACACGCUGGACAGACAGGGGGCUUUCCGGGGUCCGAGAUCUCACAGCCGAAGCAGAGAGCAGUACAUGCGUUGGCCAGCUCUACCCUUGCAGAGACACACGCCGCAUUGGGGCAGAGAUUGUGCACAAAAUCAGUGGUACAUGACAGAAGAGUCAGAGAUGGCAAGCCAAUUCUAAAGCCGGAAUUUUGCGGGUUGAAAUUCCUGAUCAUCGUAAUGAAGUCGGUUGGCCGUGGCAAUAACGUCCUUCUUAGUGAAGAAACAACAUGUAUUGACAUUCGUCCAAAACUUCCAUUUUUUUUCCACAUUGCCAUUUCAAUGACAAAAACUUUCAUGUCUGCUUUCUGGACAAAAACUCAAGAUCGCAACCAUACCUUAAUCUAAAUGUUCACAAGUAUUUGAAUGGAAUCAUUUCUCUUCCUGCCCCUGGAAUGGUGUUCCUGUUAAUUCUUCAUUGCGGUUUUACGUUUCUGGUGCUAACUGAUUAGAGUUUUUGUUUAUUGAUCAUAGGGGGCAAAUAUUGACCAUUGGUUGAUAGUCUGUAAUUACCUCGCAUUAUAUGUCCAUCGAUGCUUCUCUAUUGAAAUUCUUAUUUAUGUUUUCCUUUUGCUAUCUGAUUUACAAAAGUUUAAAACUAUUGAGCGAUACAGUUCUUUUGAAAAGUUAUUAAUUUUAGAGGGUAAAAUAUAUGAAAAUAAUAGUGAUGUGCUUUCUAGACAUUGAUUCAAACAAGUUUAACCAAGUAAAAUUGAUUACUGCUUUACUAUAUUGUGUCAGAACUGCUAUAAAUUUGACAAAUUUAUCACGGAAGAAAACAUCCCAUCAACAGUCUUGAAGAGGUACAAGGUGCUGGUUUACAUAAAUGAAAACCGCAAAAUGCUGAGAUAACUCAGUGGGUCAGGCAGCAUCUCUGGAGACCAUGGAUUGGUGAUGUUUCGGUUUGGGAUCCUUUUCUCAGACUGAAAAAAACGGAAGUGACGUGGAGUGGGGGACAAAUUCUGGUGAGUGAUAGGUGGGUAGAGGUGAAGAGAGGGAGUUUUCAUUGGCAGAUGGUUGGACAAAGGCUAGAGCUGAAAAGACAAAUUGUGUGAGAUAAGGAUACAUGGAUAGAAGAGAUGCAAAAUGUGAAGCCAGAGGAAGGAAUAUAUUUGGAAGGGGACGGGGGGAAGAGGAAAGGGAAGUAGAGAUUCUGAAGAAGGGUCUUGACCAGAAACGUCACCCUAUCAGAACUGAACAAGGAGGAGGACACAAAUGCAGGCUCAGACACAGGGCAGAUCAGUCUUCAGAGUUUAAUCGGUCCAAGUCGGUACACAGGUAAGCAAAACAGAGGCAACAGUACAAUCUAGGAGCAGGCAAAAAACAGAAGUCGAAAAACAGGCAAUGGUCGAGGUCACAAGAUUUCUAGAGCUGGAACGAGGUGAUACCAAGUAGCAUACACGACGAACUGGCAAUGAGAACUAAAACACAAAGGGCUUAAAUACAGACUAGCAGGGGAUAACGAGACACAGGUGAAACACGUCAGGGCGGGGCCAAUAAUCACAUGAGGGUAAACGACCUGAUAGGAAAUGGGACCUGAAACAAGAGGAGAUGCGAGACACCAAAAUAAAACAAGAAUGCACACUCUAAUACUAAAAAACAAUAAGAAACAGAAACUAGAUCAAACCCGAGACCUGACACACCCAUUCCAUCUCUCCAGAGAUGCUGCCUGUUCCGCUGAGUUACUCCAGCAUUUUGUGUCAUGGGGAAGUAGAUAAAUGGUCUCCAUCCAAAUGGGGUACAGUGAAGAGAAAGGGAAAAAAAAUAAGGUGGAGAGAAAAUAGCAGGGGAAGCAGUUUAGUUAGCCAGAAUGGGAGAAUUCAAGA